CUCAAAUAGGCUAUAUGCAGUCAGAUCAGCAAAAAUGGCAACCAUCUAAUCAAUAUACGGCGCAGCGGCAAACAAAGCCAGCUCAUAGCUUGAAUACACAACAGCAAUAUGUGCCGCACAUGCAACAUUUGGCGACUCCAGAGCAGUUUUCACUUUCAGCGAUUUUACAGCAAAUGAAUCCAGUGAAUUUGAAUCCUAUUUUAGAUACCAUGACUCAGCAGCCAGUACUGAAUGAUCCAAACGGCGAUUUGGACACACUAAAGUUUUCGUUUCCUGAAUAAAUCAGUAUUACUAAUCCAUUUAGAAUCAGGGUGCUGUGCAACAGGAACCACCAUGAAUAUUGAAAUAAAGAUGCAGCUCAAAUUUAACGGUCAGCUCGGGUAUUGCAGUACCAACCGGAUGGAUUCGAGUGCAAUUUCCAAGCGUUUUCCACAUCAAAAACAUCUCGUACCAAGACAGUUUCAGCUCGACAUCUAGCCUGGGUCUAUCGGUUUAAACACAUUAAAAAAGCGGCGCUUUUAGUAUCCAUUCCCAGCCAAUAUAUAUACAUUAUACCAAAGUAUUAUUUCGCAUGGUUCGCUUGGUUACUGCCUGUGAAAACUGUGUUCGUAAGAAGCGACGAUGCGACCGUCUUAAACCAUCUUGCUCGGCAUGUCUGCAAGCAAGAAUGCCUUGUGUGUACAUGAGUGCACCAUCUCGGAAACGAGCCAAUUCUCUUACGGCCGAAUCCAACCAUGACAGUGACGAUGGUGCUGCAGCUCCUCCUGAAGCAGAUGCCACAGAGCUUGCUGAGCGAGUUCAACUUCUCGAGUCUUUGGUGCAAUCGCUCGAAGAUCGCUUGCUUAUUCCAGCAAGUGAUCACUACGGUUCUACUGGUAGGCUGUUGGAUUCUAUUCCAACCCAGGAAUACGGGCCAGGCAGAAACAGCUACGCUGAUCUGCAGUCUGGUAAAUUAGCCAGUAUAGGCUCUUCCUCUGCAUUCAGGCUUGGACACACUACUCUUGACGGAGCUUCUUCUGACCCACAUUUGCCUGCGUUGCAAUCCUCCCACUCGUCAUCUGUUGUAUCCUUAUCGCUGGCUCCAUUCACAGCACAUGCUAGUCCUGUCAUCUUCAACCACACAGAACUCGACUUUAUCAAUCGACUGGAUCUUACCAACAGAUCUGUCAAAGUAUUUGGUCCCCAUAUGACGUUUAUCAAUAUCCCGUUUUUAAUUCGGUGUAUACAUGAAUGCAGGUUUUUAGAGCUGUCUCUGUACUCCAUGUUACUUUCUGGACCGUUAGAUAUGUUGGAUUUCCCUGGACGGCAGGAGCUUGCUAUGCGAUGCUACGAAGCUGCAUUGUAUGAAUUGCAUCAUGCCUCAAACAAGGAGUCGGUUGCUACUGUUUUGGGGCUACAUUCCAUGGCACUGUGUUCUAUCUCGAUUGGAUUUCAUGCAUUUAUUGAAAAGGCAAAGCAUAUAGCUGUCACCAUUGGGCUCAAUGACGAGACCCGAAUCAAGCGGAUCCCUUCUUCAAUGGAAGAUCACAAUUGUUGUCGUGGUGUAUGGUGGGGAUUAGCCCAGCUUGACUGGGUCCAGUCAUUUGCUUGGAAAAUAAUGCCGAGAAUCCCAGAAUCGCUACACACUGUCCGGUUUCCAACUGAAGAAAUUCCAACGAAAUUUGGCAAAAUGGUAUUUAAUCCGACGGAAAGCACACUGUCAGAUCGAGAUAUUGAAAUAGAAGUUGCAUCCAAUUCACUAGCAGGAUGCUUUGUACCUUGUAAACCAGGGUGUUCCGUUGCAGUGUCCUAUCUCACUAUUCAGCGAAUCAUGUCGAAAAUUGGAGUUACUGUUCAGCUGUUUGGUAUAUUGCAAGCCAAAUCAAAGAAAGCACUUGAUGCAAGCCAACAUCAACAAGACCAGCGUUUGGUACUUUUGGAAGCCUCACUCAACGGGUGGUGGUAUGCGAUUCCAGACAGUGUUCGUCGAUUUUCGCAACACCUUGCUCUAUAUCACAGCUCACACAAUAAUGAAAUACCACCAUCUAGCCGACCGUCAAUUGGAAUAAAUGACGAAUUGGAUCUGACGAUUCCUCAGACAUGGCGACCAAUCAUGAUUCUGGUGCAAGCACAUUUGGGGCGAAUACUAAUUCGUCAGGAGAGGUGGGCAACGGCAAUUCUAAAUAAUCCAGUUACUGCACCAACCUCAUUGGCAUUCCGUGAAUCACUUCAUGCUGCAUUUGAAGCAUCGUUUAUCCUGUCACUAGUCACACACCAUAGGGUAUUCAGUAUGAUCAGUCCCAUGUUUCGUAUACAACUCUCUGAUCUAGCCGUAUUUUUUAUGAUUGCAAGCAAAUUGCGACUUGAUGCACAGGAGAAUACACGAGUGAGUGAAGGUCUCGUAACCCUAGCCAACAUAUUCAGUAAUAUCAACUGUGCGUGGACAGAAACCAUGACCAAAAUCAAUGCACUCAUGCUUGAUCAUCUGUCAACGUUUGACGAUCCAGUGAAAAUGAUGAUGCGAUUAGAUGAGAUUCGAGUUGCUGCACCGCCCAUGUAUAUGAAUGAAACACAACAGCCCGAGCAUCCUUUUGGAGGAAAUGUAUCAGCACGACCGACUAUGGAAAACAUGAAUACGACGAUACCUGGUGGAGGGAUGUAA
This is a messenger RNA of Batrachochytrium dendrobatidis JAM81, 2641 nucleotides long. RefSeq lists its product as uncharacterized. Gene Ontology annotation, molecular function: zinc ion binding; DNA-binding transcription factor activity, RNA polymerase II-specific. The record is from RefSeq and is a predicted model, not a curated record. The transcript is spliced from 3 exons. NCBI's taxonomy places the organism in Eukaryota, Fungi, Chytridiomycota, Chytridiomycetes, Rhizophydiales. Gene Ontology annotation, biological process: regulation of DNA-templated transcription. Bases 572 to 2641 code for a protein of 689 amino acids.